AUGUGUAACUGUGUAAGGUUUCCGCUGCAGGUUAAUGUAUUCAGGCAACAACUUGAACUUGCGAAAGAGUUAAAAAAGCCAGCAUCCAUCCAUUGUGUCCGUGCUUUUGGUGACCUUCUUCAGAUAAUGAAACCUUCAGGGCCUUUUCCUGCUGGCGUGAUUCUUCAUUCUUACCUAGGUUCUGCUGAGAUGGUUCCUGAAUUUGAUCUUGGUGCUUACUUUUCAUUCUCUGGAUUUCUCAUGUCCACGAAAGUAAACAAGGCAAAGUGGAUGCUGAAGAUGGUGCCUUCUGAAAAGAUAUUACUGGAGAUAGAUGCACCUGAUGCAUUACCAAAAUCUGAUAUAGGUUCUUUGCAUCUGAUUGAAGGAGAUGCUUCCCUCCUUGAAGAGCUUCAGUUGCAAGAAAUUUCUUCAGCUCUGACGGCUAGUGCAAGAGACACUUCAACGCUUACAAAAGCAGCACUAAAUCACCCGGCAAGUACUCAUCUAUGUCGCAUCUAUGCUAGAAAUGACCAAAGAAGGACUUUCUGA
Molecule: messenger RNA, 531 nt
Organism: Pyrus x bretschneideri (Chinese white pear)
Lineage: Eukaryota; Viridiplantae; Streptophyta; Magnoliopsida; Rosales; Rosaceae
Molecular function (GO): hydrolase activity, acting on ester bonds
Source: RefSeq, a predicted model, not a curated record